UAAGCCUCAAAACUUUUCAACAUACAUAAUUGGAUGUGGGCCCCAUAUAUAAAGAUAUAUAUAUCUAACACCUCCAAUCUUGAAUACCCAAAUCUGUAUUUCCCUAUUCUGUGCCUGUGGUGAACAGGGAAUGGUGUCCCUAACUCAAAUUUCAUUGAGGAUGUUUAAACUACUCAUUUCCUAUUGGUAACAGUCUUGGGCUGCCCAAAAGCACAACUAUAAAAACAAAAAGUAAGUACUCCCCCAACUGAAAAAUGGAUGUGAAGAUUUCAUCAUCCACGCAGAUAAAGUUUUUCUUCGGAACUGAGAAACCAAUACAAACAACCCAAUUCAAUCGUCCCUUCAUUCAUCUUACCUGCUUCCCCAAUGCCGUAGUGAAAUCCGUGGAAUCUGCGCACACCCACCAAAUGUUCGAUGAAAUUCCUGUUUCAGAUACAUUUGCUUGGAACAAUCUUAUCCAGACUCAUCUCGGCAACAACCAUUUUGGCGAAGCAAUGUCGACUUACGGGCAAAUGAUGCUCCGAGGUGUUCGCCCUGACCGGCACACAUUGCCUCGAAUUUUAGCUGCUUCUCGCCAUUCGGGCAGCUUCUUCUUUGGCAAACAGGUCCACGGGCACGCUUUGAAAUUCGGGUUCUCUUCUGAUGACUAUGUAACUACGGCGCUAAUAGAAUUAUAUGGCCGUCUUGAAGGUGCUGAUGCGGCUAAAUGGCUGUUUGAUAAAUCCCCCAAGAGGAACUCAGUUUGUUGGACUUUGUUGGUUGGUUUGUUUGUGAAGGAAGAUAAACCCCGAUUAGCCGUUGAUCUUUUUAAUCAGAUGGUGGACUCUGGGGUUGGCAUUGAUCCGGUGGCAUUAACCACUGCUAUUUGUGCCUGUGGCUUGUUGAAAUCACUGCGUGAGGGAAGAAAUGCUCAUCAGAUUGCUAGGAAAUGUGGGUUGGAGUUUGAUGUAUUGGUGAGCAACUCACUCUUGAAAAUGUACCUUGAUUGUGGCAGUAUAAGAGAUGCCCGUGCAGUUUUCGAUGGAAUGACAUCAAAAGAUGCCAUUUCAUGGACUGAAAUCGCUCGUGGAUAUGUGAAAAACGGAGGAUUCAAUGAGAGUUUGAAAUUAUUUAGGCAGAUGAAUAUGGAGGGAAUGAAACCCGAUGCACCUGCAAUCUCUAGCGUCCUUCCAGCUUGUGGAAGAAUAGCAGCCCAUAAGCACGGAAAAGAAAUUCAUGCGUGCUUGCUAAGAAAUGGGAUUCACAUGAAUCUCACAGUGCAGAAUGCUCUUAUGGACAUGUAUGUGAAAUCAGGAUCAAUUGAAUGUGCUUUGAAGAUAUUUGCACGGAUGAAGGACAAGGAUGCAAUUUCAUGGACUGUGAUGAUAUUGGGCUGUAGUGUUCAUGGAAGAGGAGAUCUUGGAGUUGAAUUGUUCCGUGAAAUGGAGAAAGCCUCAGGCAUUGAAAUAGAUCAAACCACAUAUGUUGCAGUCCUCUAUGCUUGUUAUACUGCUCGCAUGGUUGACAAUGGAAGGUUUUACUUUAACUGCCUAAGGACACCAAAGGUUGCACAUUGUGCUUUAUUGGUUGCUCUGCUAGCUCGUGCAGGACUUUUUGAUGAGGCAAAAGCCUUUAUUCAGGAACGGCAGAUUUCACGGCAUGCUGAGGUUCAGAGAGCAUUGUUAGAUGGGUGCAGGAUCCACCAGGACAAGAGCACGGGAAAGCGGGUCAUUGAGCAGCUCUGUGAUUUGGAGCCUCUUAAUGCAGAUAACUAUGUGUUACUGUCAAACUGGUAUGCUCACAAUGCAAAAUGGGACAUGGUCAAUGGAGUAAGAGAAACUAUAAGGGACAUGGGUUUAAAACCUAAAAAAGCUUAUAGCUGGAUAGAGCUUCGGAACAAAAUUCAUGUGUUUGAGACGGGGGAUGUAUCCCACCCGAGGUCAGGGAGAAUAUAUUGCGAAUUACAGAGUUUGAUGAAGAAAGUGGAUGAAUGUAGUGAACCUAUUUCAGAUUUUAGUCUCCAUGAUGUUGAUGAAGAGCGAGAAUGCGUUCCCAUAGGGCACAGUGAAAUGCUGGCAAUUUCGAUGGGGCUCAUCAGUACACAAGCAGGGGCAACAAUACGUGUGACCAAAAACCUUCGCGUUUGUCGCAGCUGCCAUGCUUCAGUGAAGGUCAUCUCUAAACUAGUAGGCCGAGAAAUCAUAAUAAAGGAUCCAAGUUGUUUCCACCAUUUUAAGGAUGGAGCUUGCUCUUGUGGGGAUUUCUAGUUGUUCUUGUUUUCAUUUUACAGUUGCUUGCAUAAUUAUACCAUCGAGGCCUUAAAAAUCAGCGCUUGAGAUGAGUCCAGAAGAUACCAUCUGAGUUCAAGAUGGAAUGGUAUGUUUCAAGAAGCAGACAGGCACAUCUCCUCAGUUGUAGGUAAAUCAGAUUGAAUUGAAUUGCAUUUUUAGUUUAUUGCUUCUUGGGAGGAGUGGAGUGGAGGAGUGAAUUUAGGGAACACAAAUCUUAUUACAUUGUCAAAUCAUUUGUCUGUUUAGUGAACUUGUUAUGAAACUCGGAUUUCAAUUUACAAACUCCAGUUGGGAUUUUAAAACAAAUAGUCCCACUUGUCAUUGAAACGCUCCAAUUAGAGUGAAUUACUUCUCAGUGUAGCUUUUUCAAUA
Cornus florida is the source of this 2642-nucleotide messenger RNA. RefSeq names its product pentatricopeptide repeat-containing protein DOT4, chloroplastic-like. Gene Ontology annotation, molecular function: protein binding; zinc ion binding; RNA binding. Lineage: Eukaryota; Viridiplantae; Streptophyta; Magnoliopsida; Cornales; Cornaceae. The coding region runs from base 255 to 2246 and encodes 663 amino acids. The record is from RefSeq and is a predicted model, not a curated record. Gene Ontology annotation, biological process: RNA modification. The transcript has a single exon.